AUGAAUGUCAGUAUUCCACAGAGCGGCGACUUAUCGGCAACAGCAACGGUGACUUUUCAAACAUUUACUGACGUGUCAUCCAGUUUGUACGAUGAGUCGCCAUCAGUCACACAACAGGAUUCUUCAUUUUCUAUGGUCGAAUCAUCGGCUACAAAUUCAGUAAGUGAAUGGACGGAUACUGGGACACUUCCAACAGAAGCAUCACCGAAAACUGGCACACUUUCAUACGUUGGAUCAUCGGUAACUGAUACCACCGGAGACUCAUCUUUUGUCCAUACAAGUGCAGAUUACACAGAGGCAACCUACUCGGUGUCGACGGAAGGCAUUUCCGGUUCGACAACCAUUCUACAGAGUGCGAGUGAAGAGCAAUCUUCUGAUGCGGCUGUUUCAAUAACGUCAUCAGGUAUGCUGGGAUUGACUGAAACAGAUCCCACAGAAGCAACCUACUCGGUGUCGACGGAAGGCAUUUCCGGUACGACAACCAUUCUACAGAGUGCGAGUGAAGAGCAAUCUUCUGAUGCGGCUGUUUCAAUAACGUCAUCAGGUAUGCUGGGAUUGACUGAAACAGAUCCCACAGAAGCAACCUACUCGGUGUCGACGGAAGGCAUUUCCGGUACGACAACCAUUCUACAGAGUGCGAGUGAAGAGCAAUCUUCUGAUGCGGCUGUUUCAAUAACGUCAUCAGGUAUGCUGGGAUUGACUGAAACAGAUCCCACAAGAGCGACCUACUUGGUAUCCACGUUAGGCAUCGCCGGUACGACAACCAUUCUACAGAGUGCGAGUGAAGAGCAAUCUUCUGAUGCGGCUGUUUCAAUGACGUCAUCAGGUAUGCUGGGAUUGACUGAAACAGAUCCCACAGAAGCAACCUACUCGGUGUCGACGGAAGGCAUUUCCGGUUCGACAACCAUUCUACAGAGUGCGAGUGAAGAGCAAUCUUCUGAUGCGACUGUUUCAAUAACGUCAUCAGGUAUGCUGGGAUUGACUGAAACAGAUCCCACAAGAGCGACCUACUUGGUAUCCACGUUAGGCACUACUGAUUCGACAACCAUUACACAGAGUGCGACCGUAGAACCAUCUCCGGGUGUGAGAGUUUCAGUAAUGUCAUCAGGUAUGCUGGGAUCAACUGAAUCUUUGUCCAGUCUUCCGGUUUUAUCUUUAGAUUCGUCUCCUGUAGCUGAUGGUGUGGGUGGAACAGCCCUAUCGACAGUUCAGCCAACCACUGAUGAGGUGAAUUUGAUUCCCAGCACAACAUACAACUCACUCAUAUUAAGUCAGGAUUCAACAGGCUCGGUAGAAACAUCAGAACCUGGACCUUCACCUCAGAGUACACUGUUCCCAAGUACUCCUGCAUUUGACGUUGGCAUGACGACCCAGGUGUAUUUCAGUCCGUCCGAACAAUUAUCGCCACAGACCAUUCAAUCUACAAGCGAUGUAGAUUCAUCAUAUGCGUUGCAACAAUCCUUAAGUCGUACAUCUGGUGUAACAACGCUAGAUAAAGUGCUAGAUUCAUUAUCCAUUUCGGAAACGACAGGAUCUGUAGUUGGGCCUCCUAAAACUAACACGAUUCAGGGUCCAUCAGGAACAGGUGUGUCCUUUACAAGCGCGUCUCAGAUAUCACCAACUCUGUCAGGAUUGUCAGGUUCCUCUGGAACAGUAGAAGAAUCCACCGAUGAAGGGACAGUGCUUCCCAUCACAAUGACCAUUGUAUCUUCGGAAGCUGUAUCAUCCCAAGAAAGCAUUGAAUAUUCCCGUUUCACGCCUGCGAUGACAGUCGCAUUGUCAUCAACUGUUAGCCACAAUUCUGGAGUUACAUCACCCUCUUCCGUUGAAUCUGAAACAUGUGUGAACCCUACAAACUGCCAAGUCUUAACCGGAAGUGAUACCAGUAUCUUCGAUGAAUCCACAUCAAUCUUGGCUCCAGGUUACACUUCAGAAGCUGUAAUGUCCUCUCACAAUAAUUCCCAAACAAUUGUCCAGACGACUACGGCACAAGAAACAACUGAAGUAUCGCAACAAGUUUCAGUGAUGCAUACUGGUAACGCAUCAGCGAUGUCAGAGAGUUCACAGCUUAGCAUGAGUGUUGUACCGAGUUCGGAUGAAAUAACAUCAACCAGUUCUGACCUUGAUCCAUCUAUUCAGACCAUCUUGACCCAGACCGAUAAUUCUGGAUUAAUGUCGGUCCCUAUGAUCUCAACGGCACCAUAUUCACAAAUGUCUGAAAGCGGCACCCUUGUCCAGAUAUCACGAACUUCCAGUGGUCAACCGGCAACUACAAUCAGCGGCAGUACAAGAGAGCCGAUAACAGAUUCGCUUAGAACCAGUCCUACGGCAACGCCAAGUACGUCAAGCAGCGUAGCGGUUACGAAUCCUGCACCUGCACCCGCACCAGCACCUGCAGUACACGUACCCGAUAUCAUAUUCAAGGUAUAUAUUCCAGCUCCAGCUCCUGCUCCUCCUCCUGCUCCCGUCCCGGCUCCAUCGCCAGCACCUACAACUACAUCACAUCCACCUACUCACAGUCAACCGGAAACAACCACAGAAACUGCAGAUGAAGCUAACUUUCUGAGUGAUAGCAUGACGAUUCUCAUUUUCGCUGGGGCGACAUUACUCUUCGUCGGGGUCGUUGUCGUCGUAGUUAUCUGUAUCGUACGUCAUUACACGCAGAGCGCCGACAUGCGGCGAGAGGAGACAUUACGAAUGGUACUCCUUCCUCAACGAUGGUGGCGCAAUAACAUUGGGGUCAAACCAGCGAAUGAUGUGCCAAGUUACAAUGAUGACUGGAACAGUGGUUUUAACGAUGGAAAUUACAAUAGCUUUGAUCUCAAAAGGAGUAAAGAUCAAAGACCGUCGAUUAUUCCACCUAUAACUGAUGCAUGGUUUUAA
Messenger RNA from Lytechinus variegatus (green sea urchin), 2883 nucleotides. RefSeq names its product serine-rich adhesin for platelets-like. Lineage: Eukaryota; Metazoa; Echinodermata; Echinoidea; Temnopleuroida; Toxopneustidae. The record is from RefSeq and is a predicted model, not a curated record. The transcript is spliced from 2 exons. Bases 1 to 2883 code for a protein of 960 amino acids.